Hyaloperonospora brassicae is the source of this 1182-nucleotide messenger RNA. Lineage: Eukaryota; Oomycota; Peronosporomycetes; Peronosporales; Peronosporaceae. The record is from the annotation of a GenBank genome assembly.
AUGAGCACUUUAGUCGAGGACCAGCGCCUCACGGACGCGUACUUCCGCUCGACGCCGCCGCCAGAGUACCUCAACGGACACCGCGAGCGCGUCGAAGCGUUCCUCGCGCACCACCGCAUCGUGGGCAGAUGCGUCGCGAUCGUAACGUCCGGAGGCACAACUGUCCCACUGGAGCGCCACACGGUGCGGUUCCUCGACAACUUCUCGACGGGCGCCAGAGGAGCGGCUUCGGUCGAGCGCCUGCUGGCCAUUGGCUACGCGGUGGUCUACGUGCACCGUCCCGGCUCUAUCGCCCCCUUCGCUCGGCACUUGCAGCGAGCGACACGGGCGUCGCUGGACGACCAGUUCUUGCACUACGUCGACGUACCCAUUGGCAGCAGUCAACCACAACACGCAAACGAGCAGCAGAUUCGGCUGUUGAUCGAAGACGCUGCAGCGAAGACACACGUGAUCGACGCCGUUCGGCAGCUGAGAAGCGCGCGCGCGUCCAAUACGCUGCUGUCGCUGCCGUUCACGUCGGUGGCCGACUACUUUGCCGUCCUGCAAAUGCUCGCAGCGUGUGUAGCCCCGUGGAAAGAGCGCGCGUUGUUCCUCUUGGCAGCAGCGGUGAGUGACUUUUACAUCCCGCAGCACGAGUUGACGGAGCACAAGAUCCAGUCACGAGCAGGACCGCUCACGUUGACGCUGCAGCAAGUCCCGAAGAUGCUCGGCGUGUUGCGGCGCCAGUGGGCGCCGCAGUCGUUCGUAGUGUCGUUCAAGCUCGAGACGGACCGGGCCAUUCUGUGUCAAAAAGCACGACAAGCGAUCGACAAGUACGCGGUGCACGUGGUCAUCGCGAACGAACUGCACUCGCGAUUCGACGAGGUGCUGCUGAUCACGGAGACGGACCAACGUCUGAUCACGCGACCAGAGGACGAAGCUGAUCUUGAAGGGGUCUUGAUGGAAGCUGUAGCGCGUUUGCAUUACCAGUACAUCGCGUCCCACGACGUUUCGAUUCCAGAGGAAGUUGGCUCGCGCGUUUCGCAACGUCUCUUGUUCAACGCAUGGAAGAAGAAGCUGCCCGUGUCGGUGCAAAGUUUGCUGUGCGUCCUGGACAAGCACAAAGAGGAGAUCUUAGGUGUCGUCGCCGGUGGACUGCUCUCUGUCCUGCUCAACAGUAUGCUGCAGCGGCGAUACCGCUAG